AUGACUGCUGGUUUUAUAUUUAUGUUCAAAGAUGCCAACUUUUCAAUUAACUGCGGUGGUCCAGCGAGGAGAUCUGCUGAGGGAAUAUUGUACGAGGCUGAAAAUUCUACUUCCCUUGGCCCGGCGUCGUAUUAUAUGGUUAGUACAGAAAAAUGGGCAGUCAGCAAUGUGGGGAUUUUUUCCGAGAAAAGUGAUCCAGUAUAUACCAGGAACACCUUGGCACAAAUUAGGAGCACCAGCACUCCAGAGCUUUUCCAGACUUCAAGGAUGUCUCCGGCUUCACUUAGAUACUAUGGCUUAGGANCGUCGUAUUAUAUGGUUAGUACAGAAAAAUGGGCAGUCAGCAAUGUGGGGAUUUUUUCCGAGAGAAGUGAUCCAGUAUAUACCAGGAACACCUUGGCACAAAUUAGGAGCACCAGCACUCCAGAGCUUUUCCAGACUUCAAGGAUGUCUCCGGCUUCACUUAGAUACUAUGGCUUAGGACUACAAAAUGGAGAUUACAAUGUAAGUCUGCUAUUUGCGGAGACUAUUUUUAGUGAUAGAAGCACACGUACAUGGGAGAGUUUUGGGAGGCGCGUUUUUGAUAUUUACAUUCAGGGGACUCGCCAACUGAAGGACUUUGAUAUAACAAAGGAGGCAGGUGGGGUUGAAACAGCAGUCCAGAAGAAUUUCAAUGCUACUGUAACCCAGAAUUAUCUUGAAAUUCAUCUAUUUUGGGCUGGGAAGGGUACAUGUUGCAUUCCUGCGCAAGGCAAUUAUGGACCAUUGAUUUCAGCCCUCAGUGUUGCUUCAAAGUUUACACCUACUGUUAGUGGACUACCUCCAACAACUUUGCUACCUCCAACAACUCAAUCAAAGAAAAACAGGACUGGGUUGAUUGUUGGUGUUGCGGUUCCUGUUGGAGUUAUCAGCAUAAUAUUGUUACUUUCUAUUUUAUACUGGAAAAAGAAAGGGUCACAUGUUGAGGACGAGGAAG
Messenger RNA from Ilex paraguariensis (yerba mate), 976 nucleotides. The record is from the annotation of a GenBank genome assembly. Lineage: Eukaryota; Viridiplantae; Streptophyta; Magnoliopsida; Aquifoliales; Aquifoliaceae.